This is a messenger RNA of Triticum turgidum subsp. durum (durum wheat), 1413 nucleotides long. The record is from the annotation of a GenBank genome assembly. Lineage: Eukaryota; Viridiplantae; Streptophyta; Magnoliopsida; Poales; Poaceae.
AUGUGCUCCAAACGGAAGACGUGUCAUGGAGGACCAUCUCAACAAGAGCAAGGCAGUCCUGCAAUUGCUAAUGAAGUGUUUGUCAUUGAUGAGGAGGUUUCCCAUCUUACUAGGCUUAAAUCAGAGCCAAGUGAGAGAACUCGUGCAUGCCUUCAUGCUGGCAAGAGCCAUAUCUCUACAUUCAAGCUGUUGUCAUCAAGAGAAUCCAAUCGCUCAGGAUUUGGUAGAUUCUCUUCAGCCGAUUGCUCUUAUGCUCUUCGCAAACACCUACCAGUAAGAGGCCCGUGGUGCGUUGAUAGCAUGGACUGCGCAGCAUACAUCUCACAAUUCUCUUCGGAUGGUUCUCUACUAAUUGCUGGGUUUCGGGGAGGCCGUAUCAGAAUCUAUAACGCUGACAAAAAAUGGAAGAUCCACAAGGAUAUAAACUGCAAAAGUCUGCGGUGGACAGUAUCAGAUAUUGCUCUCUCACCUGAUCAACAAUACCUAGCAUAUUCCAGUCUGACCCCUACUGUUCACAUAGUAAAUGUUCAGAAUGCUCUGAAGCAGUCACAUGCUAAUAUUAAAGACAUUCAUGAGGGUUUGAAUUUUUCUGCUGCUGACGAUGAAUCCUCCUUUGGAAUAUUUUCAAUAAAGUUUUCAAAAGAUGGCCAUGAACUUGUUGUUGGAAACAGCAAUGAGUCAAUAUGUAUUUAUGAUCUUGGAGCAAACAAAGUGACAGAGCGCAUUCAUGCUCAUGUGGCUGAUGUUAAUGCGGUCACGUUCGCUGAUGAAUCUAGUGAUGUCUUGUACUCCGGAAGUGAUGAUAGCCUCUGUAAGGUGUGGGAUAGGCGCUGCCACAAGAGCGCGAAACCAGUAGGUGUUUUGGCAGGUCAUUUAGAUGGAGUUACAUUUAUUGAUAGCCGUGGAGACGGGCAUUAUUUCAUCUCCAACUGCAAGGACCAGACUAUUAAACUAUGGGAUAUCAGAAAAUUGUCCUCGGCUACGAAGGACUGCACACCGAAAGCAUACGAAUGGGAUUACAGAUGGAUGACCUAUCCAUCAGAAGCCCGAUUUUUGAAGCAUUCAUAUGAUCAAUCGCUAGCCACAUUCAGAGGCCAUUCGGUGUUGCGCACACUUAUCCGUUGUUACUUUUCCCCAAUGCACAGCACAGGUCAGAGGUACAUAUACACAGGAUCCAGUGACCAAUGUGUCUAUAUUUACGAUGUGGCCACUGGAAACGUUGUCGAAACACUCAAAUGGCAUGAAUCGAUCGUCAGAGAUUGUUCCUGGCACCCGCACCUCCCGACGCUCGUUAGCUCUUCGUGGGACGGCUAUCUGGUAAGGUGGGAAGCAACGGAGGAUGACGACGACCCAACGACCCUCAAUAAAGGGAAACAGAAGAUGUGUCCAGAGGGAUACACAUUCACGCUGUAG